Messenger RNA from Pochonia chlamydosporia 170, 735 nucleotides. RefSeq names its product casein kinase substrate, phosphoprotein PP28. Gene Ontology annotation, molecular function: RNA binding. Lineage: Eukaryota; Fungi; Ascomycota; Sordariomycetes; Hypocreales; Clavicipitaceae. The transcript has 3 exons. Bases 1 to 735 code for a protein of 244 amino acids. Gene Ontology annotation, cellular component: cytosol. The record is from RefSeq and is a predicted model, not a curated record.
AUGGCAGGCAGUGCAACAACCGGUGCUCGUGGUCGUGCUGGAAAGUUUAACAAGCCAACCAGAGGUGGUGGUAAACACUAUUCUCGCUCGCUACAGCCGGUCGACGCCGAUGGCAAUCAAGUCAGCAUGUGGUCUGCUGACGCCGCGGACGAGCGUUCAAAUGAAGAGGAAGACUCCGAGGAGGAGUCUAGCGAAGAAGAGAGCGACAACGCUGACGCUUCAAAAGCUGCGGCGGAUUCUGAGAAUCGUGAUGACCGCAAGGCUCUGAAAAAGGCCCGCAAAGAGGCCGCCAUUGCCAAGCAAAAGUCUCGUAACGUCGAAGUGGGCGACAUGCCGUCCAGCGACGAUGAGAGCGACGACGGUAUGCCCACAAAUCCGAACCACUCCAAAUCAGCCCGGAAACAAACCAAGAGUAGCGACGUGGAUGAAAUCACCGAGGGCGUUCAGAACAUGAAUGCUCCUGGCAACCGAAAAGAACGGGAAGCUAUGGAGGCGGCAGCCGCCAAGGAGAGGUAUUUGAAGCUGCAGGCAGAAGGCAAAACAGAUCAGGCCAAGGCAGACCUUGCUCGUCUUAAGCUCAUUCGAGAACAACGCGCAGCCGACGCUGCCCGGAGACAGGCCGAGAAGGAAGAAAAAGAAGAGCAAGAAAAGGCUCGAAAGGCAGAGAUUGAUGCCAAGGAGGCUAAGAAGCGAGAGGCUGCGGCUGGGCCUAAAAAGUCCAGUAAGAAGAAAUGA